UAUAUAUUUAUAUAUAUACUAGGGUACAUUACUAGUCUUAGGGAAAUCCUUUAUUCAUAUGGGAGAGCCUUUCCAUUCUUAACGUUUCCUGUUCAACCGACAGGCGGGCGACUCUAAAGUCCUGGUGGGAUCCUUUCCCCGUGAGGCCAUUUCGCUCUCCUUAAAAGCCACUGGGAUGGACCACUACAUCAUUGUUCAAGGCACAAGGAAUGAUCAGAAAGAAGGACUCAAAGGGGAGGAUCAGAACGGAAGAGGACCAGGUAUAACGGUCAGAAGAACAAUGAUUGCCACGGCAGCGUCUUUAGUGGCAAUUGUUUUAAUAUGCAUCUUUAUAAAGGGUUUAUUUUCUUUUCCCAAUUUUUCAGUACAAAAGGAAGAGCCGAGCGUCGAGGACUCGAGAACUGUGUUGACGACCAAACGGAAUCUACAAAACUAAGUAGCGCAUGCACACAAAUUACGGAGGAAUGAACAACCCACCCGAAGUGACAACCUAAUAUUUCGGUCACCAUGGUCUGGUCGAUUUUUGAACGCAUGAUUAGCGUUGUGAAAAGUAGUUUGAGCAGGGUUCUUUAAGCUUCAAAUUCUGUCGUGUGAAAUACAUAUCUUAGUGGAUAAUCACCCUCUUCCAGAUGUGAGUGAAUCUCGAUAUGAUGAAUUUCUUACCCCCAGUAAAUUGCUGGCUGGACGCAAUAUAGUGCUGCACCCUCCCUGUGAAUGAAUUUGCUGAGGACGAAAUACCCUAUUGAUCUACAGUUCUAACAUGGCCGUCUUCCAAGCACUAUGGAGAAGUUUGAGAAAUAAUUGACUGAUGAUUAUUUGAAUUCGCAGAGAAAGACACUUUACUCAUGCUCCAGGAGAAACUGUCAAUAAGUAAGUCGGAUAUGCGAAGCUGAGCCUCGCCCGGCUAUGCCCAUGAGGGGAGCCCGGCCUGUGUCGACUAAUGCUGACUCGCUAACGUGUGUCAGCUGGUGCUGGCUCGGCUGUGCUUAGUUCUUACCCGCCUUGGUGCCCAGCCACAGCAAUAACCUGCAGGCGACAAUUGCAACAUCUCGCGCCUGGGCGGGGCGCGAACCGCCGACCCCUCAGAUGAAAGGCCGACACGUUAACUGUCAAUCAUUUUCAAAAUAAAGACAUUGUUCUGGUUAAUCUCGAUGGUCAUCAUACCUGUGGCCCCUAGAAAAUUGCCAGACUGUUGCAGGUCACAGGCAAAGAAUAUGGCAAUCUAGUUCAUUCAGAAGAACCGAAAGGUUGGCUGCCGAUAAAGCUGCACCGACGGCAGCAGUUGAUUGAAAACAAUCUAUUAGAUUUCUUUGUUUGUUCUUACAAAAUGUACAUGAUUGCUAUUUGGUUUGAAUAUUCCCUUUUUUGUAUGUGUUUAACCCAUUGCCGCCGGGGAAAAUGAAUAAAGAAUGGGGGAAAUGCUGUGAUAAUUUUUCAUAUUUUUUGUGAAAUGUCUCUACACAUAGAUGGCUCUGCCGUACUUGAUUUCACCUUUCCUUGAAUUGGCGGGAAAAUUUAUUUUUUUACUAGUGCUAUGAAUAUCGAUGGUGAAUUUUUUAUUAUGAACAUUAUAAUUACUAUGUUAUAAACAUUAGUAAUACAAAAAAGAUAACGUCUUUUCUUCUUUCUUUGUUGGAUUUUUUGGCUAUCAACCAGCAGCUGUGGCCAAGGUUAUUAAGCCAAUGGAUCCUAUUUAUUCUAUCAAUCUAUAUAAGGUCAUAAAACUUUGUCUCCCUAGAAAAGUGAUUACUUUAUUUAUUAUUUUUUCAUCGUUUGAUAGAAGACUUGAUGUAAAAUCUUUAUUUCUUAUUCUUAGAUCUUAUUCUUAGGUCUGUUUAUAUUGUAUGUUGGGCAUAUUAACAUAUGGUUUAGAGUUAGGAUGGUGGUGCAUUGAGGACACUGUAGAGGAAAGGUUCUUUCUAUAGUGAGGUGGGUGAUUCUGAUGGCGUUGACCCUGAGGCGGGCUAAAACCACCUCCUCCCAUCUUGCUUUCCUGUGGGAUGUAUCCCACAGUUUAUUGUUGUUUUGUGUUUGUUGUUUAUUUGAAGGCUGGUCCAUUCACUUUGCCACAGAUGUAUUUUUUGUUUUUAUAAGAGACACAAAACACCUGAGAUCUGUACGAAUUAUGUUGAUGUCCAGACCAUCAGUGGACCCGGUUAAUUUGUCAGCCUUUUCAUUGCCAUGCAUACCAGAGUGGCCUGGUACCCAUAUUAGCUUGGAUUGAUUUGGUGGCACCAUGUAACUUGUGGAUGAUAUUACCCAGCAGUUAAUUUUUAGUGGUUUCUAAGGAUUUAAUAGCUUGAAGUGAAAAGUUAAGCAAGAAAGAUCUAUGCAUGAUUCGGCAGUCUGAACUUUAGUUCACAUUCAGUCGACCAUACAGCUGCACCCACACACUCAUCUGUCUUGGAGCCGUCGGUAUAUAUAUGAAGAAAAUGAAAAUGUUUAAUAAGGAUCUCUCUGAACCUUUUGCGUAGCUCCACCUUCGCCAUGAGGCUUCCCAUGGCGCUAUAUCUGACUAAACCAGGGUAUCGAUGGUAGAGAGCUAUACCGACUUUCUCGAUGAGGUCGUAGAGUCGCGUGGCAAAGGGCCUAGUGCCUCCAUUGCCAUUAGGGUGGCUCGGGUCUCGAGCAACCUUUGCCGCAUAGGUCAGUGCUAACUGGCCGCGUCUGAGUCGGAGGGGAGGUACUCCUGACUCCACCUCAAGACGCUCGAUCCGAGUACAUUUUAGGGCUCUAACAUGCACAGCAUCCAAACCUUUCAAACUUGUUUUCGAUGCCGAGCCAGACACGAUUGACCCAUAAUCUACUUUAGACCUAAUAUCAUUAGUAAAAACUUUCUAUCAGCUCACCAUUUAUUACCAGAAAUGGACUUUAAUAAAUUUAGUGUUUUUUGACAUUUAUUCUUUAACUGACCAAUGUGGGUUUUUUCCAAUUGAGCCUACUAUCAAAGAGUAGACCAAGGAAUCUAGCAGAAUUUUGAUUAAGUAUUGGGUGGUUGUCUAGAGAUAGCCUGAUGUUCGGCCUCCUCCUAAGUGAAAAAAAAUACCCCAAUACUCUUUCUAGUGGAAAACAUAAAGCCCUCGCUGGGUUUUAAGUUGAUAUGAAUUUUUAGUUGAUAUGAAUCAUAUCGACUGCCAGUUGGAUGCGAUUUGCCGAGAAGUCUGCAUUAUUGCUGGAAUGCCAUAAUGCACAAUCAUCAGCGUACAGUGAGUAUUUAAGAUGCCGAGGAGCUGGUAAGAUGUCAUUUAUCAUGCAUAGAAAUAAUGUUGGUGACAAGACACUUCCAUGUCGGACCCCGUUUGCCUGGACAAAAAUGUCAGAAAAAGUGACAUUGUCAGAAAACAAUUUGACAGAAAAAGUUCUGUCAGAGAUGAAAUUUUGAAUAAAGCAAGGCAAGUUUCCACGUAAUUCAAAAGCAUAAAGUUUUCUGAGUAGGCCAUAUCGCCAUGUCAUGUAGGUUUUUUCUAUAUCUAAAAAUACUGAUAUGAAAUCAUCUUUUUUGGGGAAUUGCCUCUUGAAUAUGACUGUCCAGCUUUACUAGUUGAUCGAGAGUUUGGCGUCCCUUUCGGAAACCGUACUGCUCGUCAAUUAGCAAAUUACUGGACUUUAAAAAAUGCAAGAGCCUACUGUUAACAAUUCGUUCCAUAACCUUGCAUAAGCAAGGAGGUAGGAGAUGGCAUAUCUGGGAUUAUCCUCUCCUUUCAAUAUGGGAAUGAUGUGGGCGAAGUGUCAAGAUAACGUAAAAUAUUUUCGUAAAUUAAAGAAAAGGGUAAACGGGCGAGACAGGCAGUACUCGUAAUUGGCUCACUGGUAAUUUAGUACAGUGUGGCCAUCUAUGCGUAAAAACAAUUAAACAAGUAAACUCACACGGGCAUGGACGUGCGUGACAUGCCCGUCGUGAAUGGGUUAAGUUGUCUAAGGUAUUUAAUUCAAAGAUUAGUAACCAACUUGUGGGGGAAAGUGUCAGGAAUGCACUUAUUCUGCGGGAGGAAGUUCUUGUAAACCAAUAUUUGUUUCAUUAUAAAAAUUGUCGUUAAUUCCUCAAUGAAAGCUACAGUGAUAUUUUGUAACCUUUCAUGUCGGCGUCCCCCAUUUUUCUUCUUCUUUUAUUACUGUAAAUAAGAAAAUGUUAGUACCUACUUUACUUAUGCAGCGUGACAGCGUGUCGUUAUAUGUUUAGAUGUAGAAUAUACUUACGGCAGUUUGCGCAUGUGCAUGUGCACACGGAGACACACAUGGUGUUUGUGUGCGUUUGUUUCGUGCAUGGGUGUGUGUCUCCUUCGAGCAUGCUUUUAUAAGUAUUAUGUCCAAAUAACCACACGUCAAUCAGUUAAAACAGCUGAAUAUGAAAGGCUACGAUUGCUGACUGUCAUCUUGCCUAUGCAGCCGCGUUAUAUGUAGAUUUAAUACUGUUUUACUUUCAUUAAUAUUGAAUAUAUUUCACUGUAUUAAUUAUUUUUUAUUUGCAUGUAUUUCAUCAUCUUAUUGUUUAUUGACUAAAUAACCCUUUGUACAUACUGAGAAAAUAUAUUUGUUAUUCAUCUGUA
Molecule: messenger RNA, 4547 nt
Organism: Penaeus indicus
Lineage: Eukaryota; Metazoa; Arthropoda; Malacostraca; Decapoda; Penaeidae
Exons: 4
Coding region: 176-436 (86 amino acids)
Source: RefSeq, a predicted model, not a curated record